Lathyrus oleraceus (garden pea) is the source of this 701-nucleotide messenger RNA. RefSeq names its product secreted RxLR effector protein 161-like. The record is from RefSeq and is a predicted model, not a curated record. The transcript has 3 exons. NCBI's taxonomy places the organism in Eukaryota, Viridiplantae, Streptophyta, Magnoliopsida, Fabales, Fabaceae. The coding region runs from base 45 to 701 and encodes 218 amino acids.
UAAGUCAGAGUACAUACAUAGACAAAGUGCUGAGACGCUUUAAUAUGCAUGAUUCCAAGAAAGGAUUCAUACCUAUGCAACAUGGCCUGUGUCUAUCAAAAACACAAUCCCCUUCAACUAAGGAAGAAAGGGAACACAUGAAUAAGAUUCCAUAUGCAUCUGCAAUAGGAUCUAUCAUGUAUGCCAUGUUAUGUACUCGACCAGAUGUCUCGUAUGCUUUAAGUACAACGAGUAGGUACCAAUCUGAUCCUGGUGAUGCCCAUUGGGUAGCUGUUAAGAAUAUCCUUAAGUACUUGAGAAGGACUAAGGAAUCAUUCUUGAUAUAUGGAGGUCAGGAAGAGUUGGCUGUAAUUGGUUACACUGAUGCUAGCUUCCAGACAGAUAAGGAUGACUUUAGAUCGCAAUCUGGUUAUGUGUUUUGCUUAAACGGUGGCGCUGUGAGCUGGAAAAGUUCAAAGCAAGAUACAGUUGCUGAUUCUACAACCGAGGCCGAGUAUAUUGCUGCCUCAAGUGCAGCAAAGGAAAGCAAGUCUCAAUCCAACUCCGGUGUAAAGUUAACUUCUAAAGAUAUUGAUUCUGAUUCUGAAGAUGAGUCAGAGCCUGAAAAUGAUUCUGAGAAUUCUGGUGAUCUAGAUUCUGGUGAUCUAGAUUCUGAUGGUGAUUUAGAUUCUGGUGGUAGUCCAGAUUAUAAGUUAUUCUAG